CACCGAGUCAGGACGGAGAGUUAGCAUAGAUCCCAAGGACACAGAACCAACAUGUACGGGUCCCGUGUAGCUACAGACAUCGGGCUCGUUCUCAGGUCGGAUUCGACGCUUUCUCCCGAGAACAGAACCAGGAUGAACCGGUUUAACUCCAGCGUGUCCGCGGACCAGUACCUGGCUGACAGCAACGUGUUGUUCUACCUGAGUGAUGCAGUCACUCAGCUGCUGGAGCACAAGGAGGAAUACUCUCAGUUCGGGCUGAUCCGAUACUUUGCUGAAUAUUUCAGCAGCGUGAAGAACAGUAACCACGUCCUCUUCCGAGAGUACAACUACAUCAGGGCCACGCCUCACAACCGAGCCUCCUUCAUCCGAGUCUUCUGGAGAUGCUUCAGACAGACGGGCAAGAGCGGAGACUUACUCUCCGUGCUGGAGUACAAGUCUCUGCUGCAGUUGUUGUGUCCAGACUUCCCAGUCGAGGUGGUGCAGAGUGCGGCCAGAAUCGUGCUGAUGGACGACGCCACAGACUGUCUGAUGUCCUUCUCUGACUUUCUCUACGCCUUCCAGCUGCAGCUCUACUACCAAGAGUUCCUGGACAGCGUCCUGAUGAUCUACCACGACCUGCUGGCGGGGAAGAGUCCCAACACCGUCAUCGUCCCCACCUCCGACUCCGUAGAGCAGCUCCUCUCCGCGGCCGCAGAGGAGAACGACAAGGAGCGACAGCAGCAGCCGGACGGCGUGGAACCGGCAACUCUCUGUCAGAGUAUAGACGCUCUCUGUGACCGGUUCAAACACAGUCAUCCCUCCAGGUCCUGCAUGAGAGAAGUUCUGGAAGACGCCGACAAAAUCUGUUACUACAGCUUCUUAAUGAGUCUCGCUAAACAUGAGAGCAUCAACCAAACUAUUGGAGUGUUACCGAGCAGAGCAGAGUCACUGAUUGACCCAGAGAUGGACCAGGAACUGGACAAACUGAUCGCUCAGAUCUCCGUGAGUCCCGGCAGCAACAGCAGCGGCAGCGCGGUGGUCGGGCUGAAGGAGCUGCAGAGGAAGGCGUCGCCCCGGAGGAACAUCCACCACCGGCGGAGGAUCGAGGUGGAGAGCGACGGCUCCACAGAAGAGACCGACUCCUCUGAGAACUAACUUCACUGCUCGUGUCCUCUUCCGUCUUCCGUCCUAAACACACAGAGUCAAAACCUUCUUGCCCGUUGUUUGCUGCGUUAUCUCACUCGUCUGAGCUGGAGGUCACGUGACAGUCCCCGGUCACAUGACAUUUGUUUUCCUAUCAUUCCAGGUAGAUUUUAAACGUAUUACCUUUAGGGUUAAUAAGCAUCACAACCAAGCUCAACAGCAGCAAAGGUCUUUGCAAAGUUAAAGUAAUGAAGUAGUUUUAUGUCUUUUAAGUUAUUUAGCAGAACAAGGCGGAUUUUAUUGCUUAAGGACCUAAAUAUAUCAACGUCUGCCUGGUUUGAGUUACUGACUUUAUGUUUCAUAUCCAAAUCUGCACUUGAUGUUUGCAAACCAGCUUCAGGCUCAUCAUCCCAGUCUGUGGGCGGACACACACCUCACUGGUUUCAUCUCUUCACUUUGUAUAGUCACAAUAACAUCAUCAUCUUUCCAACACUAUUAGGAAAAGUUCUGUUUCAUAAUCAUGUGAAAUUGUUGAGGAUGUUAAAGAACAGAUUCUGCUCAGUUACUGGAAAAUAUAUAUAUAUAUAGCACUGAUUUAUUUAUUAUGAUGCAAACUUGAAUGUGAAUAUGAUAUUAUAUGAAUGAGAUGUUUACUCACACUGUGAAUA
This is a messenger RNA of Limanda limanda (common dab), 1790 nucleotides long. It is a transcript of the gene cstpp1, whose product is annotated as centriolar satellite-associated tubulin polyglutamylase complex regulator 1. NCBI's taxonomy places the organism in Eukaryota, Metazoa, Chordata, Actinopteri, Pleuronectiformes, Pleuronectidae. The coding region runs from base 52 to 1134 and encodes 360 amino acids. The record is from RefSeq and is a predicted model, not a curated record. The transcript is spliced from 9 exons.